Messenger RNA from Trifolium pratense (red clover), 1361 nucleotides. Its product is annotated as syntaxin-related protein KNOLLE. The record is from RefSeq and is a predicted model, not a curated record. NCBI's taxonomy places the organism in Eukaryota, Viridiplantae, Streptophyta, Magnoliopsida, Fabales, Fabaceae. The coding region runs from base 155 to 1123 and encodes 322 amino acids. The transcript is spliced from 3 exons. Gene Ontology annotation, cellular component: plasma membrane; SNARE complex; endomembrane system. Gene Ontology annotation, molecular function: SNARE binding; SNAP receptor activity. Gene Ontology annotation, biological process: vesicle fusion; exocytosis; intracellular protein transport.
UUUCAUUAUUCAAAUCUUCUUCAUCUCACCCUCUAGAUUCUUCACAAAUUUCCUUUCUCAAUCUGCAUCUUCAUCUUCACUUUCCUUUUUUUUCUCUUCUCUCAAAUCUCUCACAAUCAAAAAGGAAAUACCCAUUAAACCCAAUUGAUCAAAGAUGAAUGAUUUAAUGACAAAAUCGUUCACCAACUAUGUUGAUCUAAAAAAAGCAGCUAUGAAAGAUGAAGUUGAUUUAGAAGCUGGUCUUUCAAAACAAGGUGGUGGUGUUGAUGUUGAACUAACAAGAUCUUCAAUGACACAUUUAGAAACUGAUAUGAAUUUGUUCUUAGAAGAGGCAGAGAAAGUAAGAACAGAAAUGGGUGAAAUUCGCGAUGUAUUAACGAAACUUGAGAAAGCAAAUGAAGAGAGCAAGUCACUUCAUAAAACUGAAGCUUUGAAAUCAUUGAGGGAAAGGAUUAAUAUUGAUAUUGUAACUGUUUUGAAGAAAGCAAGGUGUAUUAGGACUCAAUUAGAAGAAAUGGAUCGCGCUAAUGACACUAAUCGAAGACUUUCUGGACUUAAAGAUGGUUCACCUGCAAUUUAUAGAACUAGAAUUGCUGUUACUAAUGGCUUGCGUAAGAAGCUCAAGGAGCUUAUGAUGGAGUUUCAGGCACUGAGGCAGAAAAUGAUGAGUGAAUACAAAGAAACAGUAGGAAGAAGGUAUUAUACUGUGACAGGAGAACAUGCAGAUGAAGAGGUGAUUGAUAAGAUAAUAUCGAAUGGCGAUGAUGAAAGUUUUUUAGGAAAGGCAAUACAAGAACAUGGAAGAGGAAAGGUUCUAGAAACUGUGGUUGAGAUACAAGACAGACAUGAUGCAGCAAAAGAGAUUGAGAAGAGUUUGUUGGAACUUCAUCAAGUUUUUUUGGAUAUGGCUGUUAUGGUUGAAGCACAAGGUGAGAAAAUGGAUGAUAUUGAACAUCAUGUUCUUCAUGCUUCUCAUUAUGUUAAAGAUGGAACAAAGAAUCUUCACAGUGCUAAACAAUAUCAGAAAAAUGGAAGGAAAUGGAUGUGUAUUGGGAUAAUACUUUUGCUGAUUAUUAUUCUCAUCAUUGUUAUUCCAAUUGUCACUAGUUUCAGCAGUUCUUGAAGGUUCAAAUCCUUCUUUUAUGUGUAAUAUGAAGAAAUUCAAUGUCUCUGAUGCAUUGAUCAUGGUCCUUUUUUUCUAGCUUUUGUGUCUUUGCUGAGUUGUGUACGACGACUCAUCGUCGUUUGAAUUGCCUUUUGUUUUCAUGUAUUUGUGCUGAAUUAUUUUUGAUGAUGCAAUUCAUCUUAUGUUCAUGUAAACUCUUUUCAAAUUAGAAAUAUAAGAUUGGCAACUUUAAUUC